CCCAGGGCAUAGUAGGUGCUGCUGGGCUAGGAGGCUGCAGCGCCCACUCGCUCUCCGCGCGCUCCGCUCGGCUCUGCGGUGUCCUCUGCCUGAGCUGGUCGCCGAUCCCGCUCGGAUUUGGAUUUGGAGGCUUGACGCGAGGUGUUUGAGAGCUUCCGUAGCACCUGGCUGGUGGGGACUCUUCCUGGAAGUGAAGCCCUGGAAUCCUGAGCACCAGGCAGCCUCAGCCUGAGAUUUCUGAUGUGAUCACUAAUGGGCAAGGGUUUUGGGGUCCUGAGGAAGGCCUGCCAGUCAGUCCUGGCCAAGUCUCAGCAGUAUUCAGACCUGGAGGAGGAGGAAGAGAAGAAGAUGAAGAGAGAGCUGGCUAGAGAACAUUCCAGCACCUGGGACCACCCUCAUGGCCUGGUUGGUUUACACAACAUUGGACAGACCUGCUGCCUUAACUCCCUGAUUCAGGUAUUCAUGAUGAAUGUAGACUUCACAAAGAUAUUGAAGAGGAUAACGGUGCCAUGGGAAGCAGAGGAGCAGAAGAGAAGCAUCCCCUUCCAGCUGCUUCUGCUGCUGGAGAAAAUGCAAGACAGCCGGCAGAAAGCGGUGCACCCUAUGGAGCUGGCUUACUGCCUCCAGAAGUACAGCGUGCCCCUGUUUGUCCAGCAUGACGCCGCUCAGCUCUACCUCACAAUCUGGAACCUGACUAAGGACCAAAUCACUGACGUGGACUUGGCAGAGCAGCUGCGGGCCCUUUUCACAAUUGGGAUAAAGGAGUCCCUAGUUUGUCUGUGCUGUGCUGUGGAGAGCAGCAGAAACAGCAGCCUCCUGACCCUCUCUCUUCCUCUUUUUGAUGUGGACUCAAAGCCCCUGAAAACACUGGAGGAUGCCCUGCGCUGUUUCUUCCAGCCUAGGGAGUUAGCAGGCCCAGGCAAGUACUUCUGUGAGAACUGUGGAGAGAAGACAUCGGGGAAGCAGGUCUUGAAGCUGACCUGUUUGCCCCAAACCUUGACUAUCCACCUCAUGCGGUUCUCCAUCAGGAGUUCCCGAACUGAAAAGAUCUACCAUUCAGUAUGUUUUCCUCAGAGCUUGGAUUUCAGUCAGGUUCUUCCAACGGAGAAAGACCUCAGUGAUGGAGAGGAGCAGUCUGAAGUACACUAUGAACUCUUUGCUGUGAUCGCUCAUGUGGGGAUGGCUGACUUUGGUCACUACUGUGCCUAUGUCCGGAAUCCUGCAAAUGGAAAAUGGUUCUGCUUCAAUGACUCUCAUGUUAGUUGGGUCUCCUGGGAGGACAUCCAGUGCACCUAUGGAAAUCACAAAUAUCGCUGGCGGGAAACUGCAUAUCUUUUGGUUUACAUGAAGACUGGAUCCUGACAGUUAUACUCAAACCUUCAGAGAUCAAUAGACUAUUAUUUUCCUUUCCUAUACCUGUGUCUGCUACAUCUUCAAUUAACAAGCAUAAUUUUAAACUAUAAUUCAACUUUAUUUAUGAAUGGGGGUUAUUAUUGCUGUGACUUGGAUAUGGUUUGUCUUUGGAAGGCUCACACACUGGAGUACAGUCCCUAGGAUGGCAGGAGUGAGGUAAUAAGGACCUUUAAGAAGUGGGGCCCAGUGGGAAUAACUGGUUGAUGGGAUCUCCCUCUUUUUUGCACUAAUAGUUCUUUUUCUGUUUCUCUACCAUGCUGUGAUAUGAUUGACCAGGCUGUGCUUGCUGGACCUUCCAGCCACCAGAAUUGUGAGCCAAAUAAACUUUAUUACACAGUCUCAGUA
Nannospalax galili (Upper Galilee mountains blind mole rat) is the source of this 1758-nucleotide messenger RNA. RefSeq names its product ubiquitin specific peptidase 18 (gene Usp18). Gene Ontology annotation, molecular function: cysteine-type deubiquitinase activity; cysteine-type endopeptidase activity. The transcript is spliced from 11 exons. Gene Ontology annotation, biological process: protein deubiquitination. The record is from RefSeq and is a predicted model, not a curated record. Gene Ontology annotation, cellular component: cytosol; nucleus. NCBI's taxonomy places the organism in Eukaryota, Metazoa, Chordata, Mammalia, Rodentia, Spalacidae. Bases 253 to 1362 code for a protein of 369 amino acids.